Aspergillus caelatus is the source of this 1415-nucleotide messenger RNA. RefSeq names its product putative acyl-CoA:6-aminopenicillanic-acid-acyltransferase. The record is from RefSeq and is a predicted model, not a curated record. Bases 53 to 1150 code for a protein of 365 amino acids. NCBI's taxonomy places the organism in Eukaryota, Fungi, Ascomycota, Eurotiomycetes, Eurotiales, Aspergillaceae. The transcript is spliced from 3 exons.
AUCUCACCGAAGGAGAUAUUUCCAAUUGUCAAUCAAUUUAGAUACUCUCAUCAUGCAUAUCGAGGCUCAGGAGCUCCCUAAGCUAGUCUUAAGGGGUACCCCCAAAGAGAUUGGUCUCCAGCAUGGCUACCGCCUCCAGGAGCAAAUUAAAUCCCAAGUAGGCAUCUAUGAAGAUAUGUUCGCGUACACUACAAAAAUGGACUGGCCGACUGUCCUCCAGCUUGCGGAGGAAUUCCGAGCCUCCCUGGAGUGCAAAACACCUAAUUUGUACGCCGAGAUGCAGGGCAUAGCAGAAGGGGCAGGGGUGGGUAUCCUGGAUAUUGUAGCGUUAAACUGUCGGAGUGAGAUAUCAUUUGGAAGCUUUUCAGAUGGAUGCACGAGUCUUUCGUGGAAAAAGAACGACAACGCACGAGUUCUGGCACAGAACUGGGAUUGGACCAGUAGCAUUCAGAAGAACCUAGCGUUGAUGGAUAUUGAGAUUUCUGGAAAGCCAAGGAUCUGCAUGGUCACUGAGGCAGGUAUUAUAGGAAAGAUUGGAUUCAACAGUGCUGGAGUCGGAACUUGUCUCAACGCUAUAAAAGCUCGACCAUGCAUUAGCUCCAAGGUCCCGAUUCAUGUAGCUCUCCGCUUAUGCUUGGAAAGCACAUCCGUCGAGAGUGCUUUACAGACUAUCUCAUCUCUAGGAGGUGUAGCUUCGAGCCAACAUAUCCUGAUUGCCGACAGCACAACUUCCCUUGGCCUGGAGCUCUCGCCCUUGGGAGACGUACACCUGAAGGAGGAUGAGUAUGGCAUUAUCAUGCAUACCAAUCAUUUUAUUGAAAACAAGAAUGUGACAGAGCCCUCAUGGAUCGAGGGCUCACCUGCCCGCUUAGAGCGAGCUCAGCAGCUCGCCCACGAGUUGGUUAACAACGGCAUUAAGGGCGACUUGAUCACCCCUAGUUUACUAAGGGAACAGAUUUUCUCCGAUACCUGCAAUGCGCCACUAUCCAUAUGUUCCCAAGAGAACCCUAGUACUCAUCACACAAGGCGCACUUCUACAUUGUUCAACAUCGUGAUGAAUCUGGACAAGGAGAAUCUUGGGGCGGAAGUUGUCGUUGGUCAACCGGGAUCUGGCAAUGAAAGUCCCGUUAUCAAGAUGCCGUGGAUGUAAAAAUGUUGUCGUGAAUUUCCGGAUAUGUACCUGUUGGUCUUUUGAGUACCCAGCAUGGCAACAAGGGGCUGUUCACUUUCUGCAGAGAACCUGCCGCAUACUAGCGGAUAGCGGACCAGGUGUAUACCACUCGAUAAUGGUAUUCUUUGUCUAUUUGGAGACAAAGUGAAAUACACGACCCGUUAGAACAAGGUCAUUGUGUGCGCAUGUAUAUAAAACCUGAAGGAUAGGUCUACAAUUUAGAUCCUCAUGUUUUUUUACAGAA